Molecule: messenger RNA, 1806 nt
Organism: Leptidea sinapis
Lineage: Eukaryota; Metazoa; Arthropoda; Insecta; Lepidoptera; Pieridae
Product: glutamate receptor ionotropic, delta-2-like
Exons: 9
Coding region: 1-1806 (601 amino acids)
Cellular component (GO): membrane
Molecular function (GO): ligand-gated monoatomic ion channel activity
Source: RefSeq, a predicted model, not a curated record
AUGUUACUUCAACAUAAUUUUUUGUUUUCAAUUGAAAUUCUCUUACAAGCAAUUGUUGAAAGAUAUUUGACAACUUCUUAUUGUGUUACAGUAAUUUAUGAGAAGCCAAUUCAGUUGAUAUCUGCUUUGCAAUUUAGAUAUAUUAAAUAUAACGAUAGCAUUGAUUUCUUUAGUUCGAUAUUAGACGCUUCUGAAACAGGUUGUUCUGAUUAUAUUGUCGGUAUUAGAGAACCACAGCGAUUUAUGAAAGCGUUUGACAAAGUAGUUCAUAUUGGUAAUACAAGAAGAAGUGAUAGGAAACUAAUAUUUUUCCCACAUUUAUUUGCUUUAGAUGGUAAAGAUGACAGGCAGAAAUUUUUGGAUGUUUUAAAAAUGAAAGAAUCAAAAUAUAUUGCCAAUAUAUUAAUUGUACUACCAAGUGUCAAAACUAAAGAUUGUGACAUAUAUGAGCUGUUUACACAUAAGUUUGUGGGAUUGGUACAUGACCAAGCAAUCCAAUUAGAUAUUUGGAAUUCUUGUAGCGCAAAGUUUGAGAAAAAUGCUGAUUUGUUUCCAAUAGAUAUUUCUAAUCUGCGGGGAAAGGUUGUUAGAGUGUCAUGUUUUACGUAUAAGCCUUAUGUAUUGUUAGACCUUGACUCGGACUUAGUCCCGAAUGGACGAACAGGUGUAGAAAUGAAGUUGGUUGAUGAAUUUUGCAGAUGGGUUAACUGUACAGUUGAAUUAGUGAGGGCGGACGAAGAGGAAUGGGGAAUUGUUUAUGAAAACUUUACAGGCUUAGGAGUUCUCGGUAACCUUGUUGAAGAUGACGCUGACAUUGGAAUAACUGCCUUAUAUUCAUGGUACGAGGCAUAUUUAUACAUGGAUUUUUCCAUACCUUGUAUUAGAACAGCUAUUACUUGUAUAGCACCAUCACCAAGAUUGUUGGCCAGUUGGACGAUGCCAUUGUUGCCGUUUACUAUAUACAUGUGGAUCGGACUUAUAUUCGCGUUUCUGUACGCAUCUCUGGCUUUGUUCAUCGCUCAAGGAUUCUCCGCAAAUAAUAUAUUCUUCACUACAUUUGGAAUAAUGAUAACACAGUCGCAAUCUGAAUCAUCAUUAAAAUCAUGGCGGAUUCGUAGCAUCGUCGGCUGGAUGAUGUUGACUGGUCUGGUGUUAGACAAUGCUUACAGUGGAGGGCUAGCAUCUACAUUCACCGUUCCCAAAUACGAGAGCUCAAUAGAUACUAUACAAGACAUGGUCGAUAGACGAUUAGAAUGGGGGGCAACCCAUGAUGCCUGGAUCUUCUCACUGUUGUCAUCUCAAGAUCCUAUGAUAAAAAAAUUGAUACAACAAUUUCGAACAUACGAUUUCGAAACAUUAAAGAAGAAAAGUUUCACUCGAGAGCUAGCAUUUAGUAUAGAAAAAUUACCUGCAGGUUAUUUUGCAAUUGGUGAAUACGUUUCUGAACAGGCUGUACGCGAUUUGUCGAUUAUGUUAGAAGAUUUUUAUUAUGAACAAUGUAUCGUUAUGGCAAGGAAAAGUUCUCCAUAUACAAGCAAACUGAACGACCAUAUUGGCAGAUUACAUGAGUCUGGACUGUUGCUGGCAUGGGAAACUCAGAUUGCAAUGCAACAUUUGAACUACGCAGUUCAGUUGGGAGUAAAACUAUCGCGAUCUAAACAUGAUGUCGAAUCUGUUGAAGCUUUGUCGUUACGACAAGUAGUGGGGAUAUUUAUCAUAUACGGUAUCAGUGCAACUUUUUCAAUAUUAACAUUCUGUGGUGAGAUCAUUGUUGUCAGAAACCAAAAGAAAACAAUAAUAUUAUAA